AUGAUACCGUAUGAAAAUUGUGAGCUGUAUUUGUCGUUCCUCAUAUACUUAAUUACGAAAAUAUUGUCACACAUCGUAGCGAACCGUCGGGUCAUGAGCAAGCAACAAACUUUGACCAGUAUUCAAGAAAAGCAAUCCGAAGAUGAAGUCAUCAAGUGGGUGCCGAAGAAGAAGCACGAGGUUUUGAAAGCGAAGUAUAAAUGUUUAAAGAAACUUUUCCAGAUUUACGACGCCAGCGUUAUUGGCAUCUUACCGGAAACCUACGCCGAGCCAUACUCAUACCCAGCUGAGACUAAGACGCGAAGAAAACGAUCUAGACGAACGAAAACCGACGCGUGCGCAGGCACAACUGAAAUAUCCAAUGGGGAUGUUACCGUCCAAUCAGAAGACACCAUCCCCACUGUUAUUAAGGAAUUACAACAAGCAUCCGUCACUUUAAUUAAGAAGGACGGUUUUACGCAAGAUUGUAAAGAAAAUGUCUCUGUACAGAGUGAAAAAGAAUCUGUUAUCAAGUUUGCCCCAUACGACAAGGAGAGGAGACCAACGCGGUUUCAGUGCUUUUUGCAAAGGAUAUUCGGUUUAAAACCAGAAGUACCAUACAAUACGCGAGGGUACGCCAGCGACAAUGAUAUCGUGUGUUUCGAGAGACGUCGACGACGCGGUCUGAGGUUCAGAAGGCGACGAACGAAGAAGACCCGUUCGGAGAUGAUGCUGAGGGACAUGAAGAGUCCUGCGAUUCUGUCUUAUGUGCAGAGUGUUCAGAGGAACUGUCUGAUGGAGUCCACGCCGCGGCAGUGUCCUAUUUCUGGAUGCCGGAUGAUGUUUUAUGGUAUUAUAAAUUACAACGACCAUCUGAACCUUUGUCACUUCCCGGAACGUCAGUACUUCUGCCAUUACUGCCACGAAGGCUUCAUAAAGGAGGCCGACAAGAUCAUGCACGAGAACGAGCACUUAGGGAUCGCUAAGCUAAAUGCAAAUGUGGAAUUGUCAAAUAAUGUGUGCCAAUCAAGGAAGAUAGCCAGCGUCACCCAAACAGAUCCUGGCCUAUCCAUUCCUGAAGAGAAACUGAAGAAGAUCGUAUCCUUCUUCGACAAAAUCACCAACCCAGACGACCUUAUCACGGAGAUCAAGAAAAACCAAUACUCCGAGUCGAAUUUGCAGACAAUACAGCCCACUGCGACGUGCGAUUCGGAGGGCAGUAAGACGGAAACUCUAACUUUAGAGAAGAAGUCUGGCAAAUCGUCGUUGUCUGAUGAAUUUGAAGUGUCGCAGAGCUUAUCUUUUUCGACGAUUAGAUGCCAAUUGUGCGGAGAACAGUUUGAUAACAGGCGUCAACUUAGCCUACAUAUUAACGUCGAGCAUCGCACACACGAGAGGUUCUCAAAGUUUCACAGCUGCGCUGGUAUCAUUAAUACCAAACCCAAAAAAGCGUACCAGCCGUCGGAGUGCUCGGAAUACUCGAAAAGCGAUACCACCAGUUCAGAUUCCAAGGUCGAAGAAUCAUUAAAUGGUGGUCCGUCUACAAAUAUUGUAUAUUAUACGUCUUUAGAGUCCUUGAGUAAGAAGUCCGUAGUGAAUACGUUGGUUCAAAAGGUGCGUUCCGGUUUUUGUUAUAAGUGGGAGCCUGGUACUCAAAUUAUCCGCGUCUGA
Leptosia nina is the source of this 1650-nucleotide messenger RNA. Lineage: Eukaryota; Metazoa; Arthropoda; Insecta; Lepidoptera; Pieridae. The record is from the annotation of a GenBank genome assembly.